Molecule: messenger RNA, 1806 nt
Organism: Carlito syrichta (Philippine tarsier)
Lineage: Eukaryota; Metazoa; Chordata; Mammalia; Primates; Tarsiidae
Gene: FDFT1
Product: farnesyl-diphosphate farnesyltransferase 1
Exons: 7
Coding region: 111-1172 (353 amino acids)
Biological process (GO): farnesyl diphosphate metabolic process; cholesterol biosynthetic process
Cellular component (GO): endoplasmic reticulum membrane
Molecular function (GO): squalene synthase [NAD(P)H] activity
Source: RefSeq, a predicted model, not a curated record
GCCUUCUCUGCCCGCAGGACGCGCUCAGCGCCAGCCUGAAGACCUGCUACCAGUAUCUGAACCAGACCAGUCGCAGCUUCGCGGCCGUGAUCCAGGCGCUGGAUGGCGAAAUGCGCCAUGCAGUGUGCAUAUUUUAUUUGGUUCUCCGAGCUCUGGACACUCUGGAAGAUGACAUGACCAUCAGUGUGGAGAAAAAGAUCCCACUGUUACACAACUUUCACUCUUUCCUUUACCAACCAGACUGGCGGUUCUUGGAGAGCAAGGAGAAGGAUCGACAAGUGCUGGAAGACUUCCCAACGAUCUCCCUUGAGUUUAGAAAUCUGGCUGAGAAAUAUCAAACGGUGAUUGCUGACAUUUGCCAAAGAAUGGGAAUUGGGAUGGCAGAAUUUUUGGAUAAACAUGUGACCUCUGAACAGGAGUGGGACAAGUACUGCCACUAUGUUGCUGGGCUGGUGGGAAUUGGCCUGUCCCGUCUCUUCUCGGCCUCUGAGUUUGAAGACCCCUUAGUUGGUGAAGAUGUAGAGUGUGCCAACUCUAUGGGCCUGUUUCUGCAGAAAACAAACAUCAUCCGUGAUUUUCUGGAAGACCAGCGAGAAGGAAGAGAGUUUUGGCCUCAAGAGGUUUGGAGCAAGUAUGUGAAGAAGCUGGGGGAUUUUGCCAAGCCAGAGAACAUCGACUUGGCCGUGCAGUGCCUGAACGAACUGAUAACCAACGCGCUCCACCACAUCCCAGAUGUCAUCACCUACCUUUCAAGGCUCAGGAACCAGAGUGUGUUUAACUUCUGUGCCAUUCCCCAGGUAAUGGCCAUCGCUACUUUGACCGCCUGUUACAAUAAUCAGCAGGUAUUUAAAGGAGUAGUGAAGAUUCGGAAAGGACAGGCAGUGACGCUGAUGAUGGAUGCCACCAAUAUGCCAGCUGUCAAAGCUAUAAUCUACCAGUAUAUGGAAGAGAUCUACCACCGGAUCCCCAGCUCAGACCCGUCUUCCAGCAAGACGCGGGAGAUCAUCUCCACCAUCAGGACGCAGAACCUGCCCGCCUGCCAGCUCAUCUCCCGAAGCCACUACUCGCCCGUCUACCUGUCCUUCGUCAUGCUCCUGGCGGCCCUGAGCUGGCAGUACCUGAGCACGCUCUCCCAGGUGGCGGAAGACUACGUUCAGACCGGGGAGCACUGACGCGGCAAGUCCGGCGGCUCUUUGGGGACGGGUGGCGGCUUCCCUGGGCCGUUUUCCCGUGUUCCCUGAGGAGCUCCGUGUGGCUUGGACUUGGGAAACGGACGUGCAGCCGGGAAUGCACACGUGAAGGGAAAAGACACCGCCCCCUCAGCCACCCAGCACUCGCGGCUGGGGGUCGUCUCUGCUGGUGGCUUUGGCUGAGCCUGUGCCCUGGCCUGGGGAAGUGGCUGCUGCGACACUGUCGGGCCGUCUUGCCUCGUGUGCAUCCUGGCUGGGUGAUCAUUAAAUGUGUUUGGUUCGAAGCGGCCUCGGACUGUUCAUCACAGCAGAAGAGGCAGCGGGUUUUCUUUCUGUUCUGUUCCUGCUUUUUUCUUUGUUUUGUUUAAUUGGACCGAACAGAGUAGACGGGGGUGUUUAUAGCUCUAGGUGACACUUCUUUGCUUCCUGAGAAUGCAGAUGGCGUCCCAGUGGAAGCUGGGAGUAAAUUCUGGGUGUUCUGGCAUAAUUUUCUCAUUUAAAGGGAGUUCAGCUUUCAGAAACAGCAGAGUUCGCUUUGGCCCCAUUCUAGAGGAUUGGCCUCCCAUAAAGGCAGCGUUUUUGAGAUUUUUAUAAUAAAGAAUUUACUCGCUGGGCA